UCUCUCAUGUAAAUAAAAACACUGUAAACAUGUGCGUUUUUGUGUUUGCGAUUUGUAACGUUUCGGUAAAUUUUCAUGAAUCUUUCCGGCCGUAGAUCAACGAUUUGUUACAUUUGAGCAAUAAGUUUCUAUGUAUUCCUCCUUGGAAGUCGUGGGUCACCACUAAACCUUUCAGUCAUUGUUCAUACUCCUCUAAUCUAAUCAGUCACUUCGCGCUAGUGAUCAUCCCAGUUUUCUAAGAAUGGAUGAGUUUUUUGAACUCUUUUCCUGCGUUCAGUGUCCUGCCCAUGAUGAUCCUAGCAAUUUCUUUUUCUGUCACGAUGAUAAAGAAUUUGAUCAUGAUUCAUAUGCGUUUCGAUUGAUGAAUAAUAGAGUCAAGAUUCCGGAUGUCAAAGACCUCAAAUUCCAGCUGUACAAAUUAGCAGAGUUGGAAAAAAAUCAGGACAAUAUUGGCUACAAAAAGCCAGGCUAUUAUGUGCCUUGCAUGACAAACUGUGUAUUUCCAAAAUCAUCAAUCUUAAAUAAAUUUGAAAUGAGGGACUGCUAUCAUCUCUACCAAGGGUGGCUGAAGGAACAACUGAAUCCAGCGCAGCAUGAAGUUCUGAUGGGCUUCCUAAACAAACUGACUCAGGAAAGAUCUGAGUUUCAAAUGUUUGUCUCAACCCAUUGGAGACGAGAAAACUUCAAGCGCUAUCUUGAAAUGCCUGCAGUUGCGAAACAGCUCAUCGAGCAGUAUUGGCAAAAAAGGAUCAACUCAAUUUUUAUGCUGUAUCCAAAUUUCUAUGAUAAGCUACUUACAGUUCCUCUCGUUUACGAUGACAAGGAGAAUCCCAUCAGAAUGCAGCAUCAACAGUGUUUGCAGAGCUUUGGUGAUUUGAAGCAAUUGAGGAUGCCGGUUCUGAGACAAAAGCAAGAGUUAGAAAAGAGUAGAUUGGAUUCAUCCCUUGUCACCACUAAUGAUAGUCUUCUGCACUUCCAGCAACCAGUUAGUUUAGAUGGGUUGGCAGGACAUCUGGCCAUCCAAAGUGAAGCAAAUUUUGUUCUUUCAUCCAGUUGUUUCAAGAAAUUAGUAGACAAUCAUUCGCCUAAUUUCUCAACAUCAUGGCAGUUGCCAAUAGUUGUAAAAGAGUUCCCAAGUGGCAAAGGAAGUAAGCGAAUCGUGUUUAUAGACAAGGCACUCCCUGCUACAAGUUUAUCAACUGCAGACAAGAGCAAGUGGUUUGCAAAGAAAGCUGUGAUAUCAUUCUUAAAUUCUCUUGAGAUUAACACGAAUAACAAAGCAUCUAAACUUCUGAAUCAAACUCAACCAUCAAAAUGCGUCGAGGAAGCAGCAAGUCAAAAUAAUAAUCGUCAGGAGUCUUCGGAAAAACUAGAAGAUUUGGCCAAGCAUGCUUGCUCAUCCGUCGAAUCAUCUGAAACAAAAGCAGAAGAUGCCAAGAGACCCCCUAAUGCAAUUCAUGAUUCGACUUUCAGUGCGAGCAACUCUGUUCUGAAAGAAGGCUCUUGUCAAUUUGCUAAUUCUGCGGAAGGAGAACUCAGCAACUCAGAAACUAGUUUUAAUCAAUCUGAAGGAGAGAAAAAUAGGAGUAUAUCUGAUCAGUCUAGCAUCGCUGAAAGUGAUGAAUUUAAAUCAGGCAACAAGAGAGCUAGAAAAACUGAGCCAAAAAUUAAAGUAAAACCAGCAGAAUUCAACACGGAUGUACUAAAUCCCCAGAAUGAUUCUACCUCAGUUGUCAAGAAAACUAGAGGGAGACCUAAGAAGGUCCAAGCGUCAGACACCAGCAGUCCGUCACCUGAUAAAACUCCGUCCUCAAAUCGAACGUCCAUCCGCAAAAAGGGAAUAGAUGUCAGCUUGGAAGUAUCAGAUCUAACAGACUCCAAGGUGGAUUCCAAUCUGGUCGUCAAGAAGAAAAGAGGAAGACCAAAAAAGAUCGAGUUACCCGAUACUGGUAAUUCCUCAGAUGAAAAUAUCUCCUGCUCAAAGUCCCAGUCCUCGAGAACAAAAGGAAUGAGUCGUAAUUCUAAGAUAUCAUCAGAUUUAUCAAAUUCCACGGAGGAUUCCACCUUAGUUCUCCAAAAGAAAAGAGGAAGACCGAAAAAGAUCCAAAUAUUGGACACCAGCAGUUCUUCAGAUUUUAAAACGCCCACAAGCAAAAAGGAAAUAGGUCUGAAUCCCGAGAUAUCAGAUGUGACAGACUCCAAAGAAGACUCUCCUUCAAACGUCCCGAAGAAAAGAGGAAGACCGAAAAAGAUCCAGGUGCUGGACAGUUCCUUAGAUGAUGAAACCUCCCCCUCGCCAGUAAGACGCACAGCCCGGCAAAUUGCUGCUUCAACUCGGAAAUCUAGCGUAAGUCCUAAAACUAUCAACAAACGCCAAACAAGAGGCAAGCGUAGUCAUUCUCCAUUGUCAAACGUUGAUGAACCAUCAAAAUCAUCGGGUGAGAAGGCCGCAAGCUCAGACCGAAACUCAACUGGUCCACGUGUCCCGCAGGCUCGCACCACGCGAAGUUCAGUGCCUGAAAAAUGCAUGAAAGCCAUCACAAAGAAGUCCAAGGAGAAAGUGCAAGAUUGUGGCUCUGACUCAGAUACUGAUUCAGAUAACCUGGUGAUAGAUUUGCAGAAUGACGAUGUGACCGAGGAUCAUCUGGAAUUAGAAGAAUUGAAAGAAGAUUGUGAGGAGGAUGCGCAUUCUUUGCAACCAGCAGGAAAAAAUGUUUCGCCAAUCAUUGAACAAAAUGUCGAACCAAAUGAUGUGGGAGAAGCGGAAGAAGUAAUGCCAGUUUCAUUCAACUUUUACCGAGAAAUAAGCAGCGACCGUGAUAAACAGACAGAAACUACUGAAACAUUUGUCAACAACAACGCAACCUCUUUGUCUGAUUCUGGUGCUCUGACUAAAUCUCAAGUUACAAAUUCUGCUGCUUUAGAACGAUGCGAAUCAUCGCUUGAGCCUUCAUCUGAACAUUUGGAUGCAGCUGAGGAGGGCAGAAGGGAUGAAAAGUGCAGUCCAGAUGAGAGGGCUCUCGUCAGUUCUAAGAUUGGAGGUUCCACUACCAGGACAAAUGUUGAGUACAAUUUGUGGACCCUGCAUAAAGAAGACAAUAGCAGAAUAUUACUGAAGACUGGGACCAGGGCAUUGUCCUUAUUGAUCAGGACAAAGAAUUUUGGUUUGAUGAGACAGGGCAACAUGGAAUACAAAGUGAAUCCAGUAACAAAGGUAGAGUACAAUCCUGAGUACGGAGCAAGCUGUUCUACACUGAGUGAAGCUACUCAAGCAUGGGCAGAUGUAUUCAUCAAGCCUCGAACAAAUCUAAUUAGAGUUCGAGUGGCUCAUGGUGACUACGAAGUUAUGAUGGCUGAAAAAUUAGGACUAGUUGACUGCGUAACAGAGUUAAAAAGGAUUCACAACACCACUCCGCAGCACUGCCUCAACAACUUGUACUCUGUUCUUGUGAAACUCGCAGACCUUGAAGUGGGGAAUUACAUGCUUUGUCACAAGCCUCAAGAUGGAGCGUUUGCUGUCCUGCAUAAAGCUUUAAAUGAGAGGUUUGGGUCGCACAGUUUACAACGCUCUUACCAAAAGAAUCUGAUGGCUUCAAAAGAAAGCUGCCCGUUUAUUCCCAUAGAUUUAUUCACUUUAACUCCAGCCAAUCGUUACCUCAGAUGUGUGCCAGCAACUUUUACUCCGAAGUUUGUUUCAAAGAGAAAUUUCAACCAAAAGAAAGGACCUCCAUCGCUUCCGGUGAGUAACAUUGGGAGGCCAAGACCAAGAAAAAAUAAGGGAAAACAUAACGGUGCGGCAAAUAAAGGUAAUGCUCAACUGCCAAUAAUUCAACAAUUUUCGCAUCCUAAUUUCAAGGAGCCAAGAAUUUCUAAGUUGUCUUCAGAAGUCAACCCUGAAAACUCAUUACCGGUUGAAAUACCACUGACUUGUUUUCCAGAGAAACCAAAAGCAACCAAAGAGCCUACAAAAUGCAAUCCUGGAAAGACAUCAGUCAACGACAACCCUGAAGUUUUCACUUUCAAAAAGCAUUUUAGUCAUGAGUUACCUCCAGUGCUCACCUGUGAGAAGUUACCAGAACCUGCUGAUCCACUCAAAACGAGUUUAAAUGAAUCGUCCACCAAAGAGCAGCCACCAGUGCUCAGUUUUGAAAUGCCAACACUUCUUUGUGAGAAGCCUUUACCCCCUACCUUUCAUCCAGAAUUAGAUGCAAAGAAGCCAACAUCAAAUAAGUCUCACCUACUCAAUUUCGACAAACCAGCAACUACCCUGAGUCCCUCAUCUCCAAAAUCUAAUAAGUCACCACUCCCCGAGGAGUUAAUUGAAAAACCCUCGCAUCCUCCCAAAGUUUCAUCUGACAGUGCCUUUAUUACAGAGAAGUCUCCAACCAUCAGUUCCGAAGAUGCGACUCUUUUCAGGCAGCCUCCAGCGAAUGGUCGAAUAAGAAGAAAUGCACGAAGAGCAGCUCAGUAUAGAGAUAAAUUAAAAAAUAAGAAAGAAUUGCAGCUGAAAAAUAAAACGCUCAUGAAAAGUCUUAAUUCUAGUCAGCCAUCCACUUCGAGUCUACAACCGCAUUGCUCAGACAAUGAGCUCAGUGCAGAGAGAGAAUCAUCCUCUAGUUAUCAAGAUAAACCAAUGCAGGGAACGCAGCCAACAGAAAAAUUUGCUGGGUUUGUCUUUGGGGAAGUUCAACAACUCGGCGUUUCCUCCAGUGGAGAAAGUCAGCCAAUUAAUCCUUCCGGUUCUCAUGCUCAAGAGGUGUCAUUUUCACAGCCCAGAAUAGCAGGAGAUUGGCGUCAAAAAGCACUGAAAAGUCUAAAUUUCCAAUUUUCCAAGACACCCAUGAAAGCAGGGCGUAAAAAUAACUUUUCUUGCAGGGGGUCAUCGGAUAAAAUUCCGAGAAACAGGAGGAGUUAUGAAAAGUAAAAUUAGCUCAUUCGUAACUGUGUUCUCAAUAUUGCUCUGAACUUUGUAAUUAUGUCAUCAUUAUAUUGACCCCUCAAAUUGCAAA
Bemisia tabaci is the source of this 5009-nucleotide messenger RNA. Lineage: Eukaryota; Metazoa; Arthropoda; Insecta; Hemiptera; Aleyrodidae. The record is from RefSeq and is a predicted model, not a curated record.